GGGUGAGGGGAUCGGGGAAGUGGCGUGUGGUUGCUAACGCCGAGCUGCACUCAAGGUUUGGGGGUGGGUGCCGUUCGUAUGCUAUUUAGGGCUGCCGGCGGCGAAGAUAGUUUAGCGGGCUAACCUGUAGAUAAGGCCGGGCAUAGGAGUGCGUAGGCGUUGCUGCUUCUCAGAAAGAGGUGCUCCGGUUCCGCUAUUGUUCGGAGGCCUCACGAGCGCUGGACUGGCGUCUGCUUUCUCCCUGUGCCAACCAGCGCCAAAGCUUAGACCCCGGGGGAGGGUCUCGUAUCCCGGGAGAGUUAAGUGUUUAUUGACUUUGUGUGUGUGUGUGUGUGUGUGUGUGUGUAACUUAUUUUAAACCUGGCAGUAUCCGUUUCAUGAUUGGGUGGGAGGGUUGUGGUGAUCUAAAGCCUUAUGUUGUAGUCUGAUGGCGUCUUUGGUAUGAAUCUUAAAGUGCAGUGUGAACCUGUGCAGUGCCCUAUGGGGGUGGUGUGGGCUAUAGCUUUUACCCAUUUAUUGUGUGUGUGAUCUCUUUUGUAUGGUCUCUUUAUUGCAGUGUCUUCUGUGUAGUAGGCUUCAUAGUGGUGUGUUGUUCGCCCAGGUUGAUCGCAUUUGGUUUUAAGAUUUCAUGAAUCCCAGUCUGACAUGUUUGGUAGCUGCAUGAAUUGUGUUAAAUAAAGAUUACUGUUUAUACAUCUGGGCUACUUUUUCUGUAGAGUAUUUCUCUAGUCACAACAGUCUAACCUCACAUUCUAGGCUUAUUACACUGGUGGCAGCGGUGGGAUUUGCUUAGUUUCUGUGAACCCUAUAAAACCUAGAUACUGUUGCAAAAAUGUCAGAUGGAGAGGAUAAUGUUGGUCCUCAAGCUGUUGACCGCGCAAGGGGUGUGGAACCAUCAAGAGCUACUGCGCGGCCAGUGUUUAUGCCAGAGACGUUUACUGGUGUAGGUCGGGAGUGGUCCGAUUGGUCAGAGCAAUUUGAUCUGGCUGCUGAUGUAAAUAAUUGGGAUGAACCCUUAAAACUUAAAUUUAUGUCUCUUCUACUCUCUGGGCGUGCAAGAGAUAUUUAUAGUGGUUUGUCUGGUGAUGCCAAAGGAAACUAUGCGCUGCUAAAAGCUGCUAUGGCUAGAUGUUUCGAGCCCUGUGAUAGUAGUGAUUGGAGUAGGGCUACAUUUACAGCUCGCCGACGUAUGCAUAAUGAGACCGCAAGAGAAUUCGGAAAUGCCCUACGGCGUCUCGCCAUUAAAGCUUACCCCACAGCUGAUAGCUGCACUCGCGAUAUGUUGGCAAGAGAUCAGUUUCUUACACAUUUUGCAACUGGUGACUUCCGUAUCAGCCUGCGUAGAGCAAAACCUGAUACCCUAGAAGAUGCAAUUGAUCUUGCUUCUGAAUUAGAGCUUCUUAGGAAUAUGGAGCAAACCCAUCUGAUGCCUGAUUCAAAAGUAAGGGGGGUGGUGGUGGAGCAUAAACCCAAAAGUGAUGAACAAAUGCAAAUGAUGCUAGGAAUGGUGGAGGAAUUAAGGCAGGAAGUAAAAUCUCUCCGUGUAACAGUGAGUAAUAUGCAACAGUCUAUGGCAAACCCUACUCCCACUCAAUUUUCCAGGGAGCCUGGACGAGAGCCCAGGAACAGUGGUUCACAAGGGUCCGCAGAUCGAGUCAGAGGGGCGGGGGGUGGUUGUUGGGAGUGUGGGUGUACCAGACACAUAAAACGAGACUGCCCAUAUUUGCAGGGAAACUACAGGGGGCAGGCACCGUAGGCCCACUGCCUGCCCCCCGGCGAGUUGGUACAUAUGCGGCCUCUGCAAGCAACCAGGGUGGCUCCGGAUACAUCAGAGCCAAAAUAGGUGCGUCAGACUCCCUUCUCUUGGUAGAUAGUGGGGCAGCAUUAUCAGUCAUACCAAAACAACUUUGGCUUGAGAUCACUGAGGGGGGAACAGAACUAUCUGGACAUCAUGGUGACGUGUCUGCAGCUAAUGGAGGGUUGAUGGGGAUUUUGGGAAAAUGGCAGACAGUCUGCCAGUUUGACGCUUUGGCAUUAAUCGCUGAGUUUUUGGUAGCUGAUGUGCCUUCCCAGGAUAUUCUUUUGGGUUUUGACUUCUUGAAUAAAUAUGGUGUCAUUGUGGACUUUGGUAAAAAGGAGUGCUGUAUAAUGGGUAAAAUGUUUCCCCUGAUUAUUCCGGCAGAUAUUGAUAAACCCCGGACUGUGAUCGUCUUGGAAGACACUGUAAUUCCCCCACGUAGUGAGGCAAUCAUUGCUGGAAAGGUGGAUAAUUCCUUCAUGACCAGCUGUGAGGGUGCCCGGAUACUUCACGCACCGCAACCCACGAGAGCCGAGACGUCGGGAUUACCGCCUCUGACUUCCCAGCUACAACGGCGAAUUGACCAAACAUCCGCUCGGACACCGUGAGGGACGCGAAAGGAUUAUCCAACGCACCCGAUUCUUCACGUGAAGGAAAGUAAUUGUGCCGUUGUCUUUUGAGUGGGUUUUACCCCGCGAUUUAUUGUGGCUACUUUGCUGAUUCACUUCCUCCUCCUCGCAGUUCCUGGUGGAGUGCCGACUGUUGACAUUCAAGAAGGAGCAUUGGCGACGAGAGGCGCAAGCUACCCUGUUUCAGUGCGAGAGGCAAGGAGGCUGAGGCGGCGGCGACUUCCUGGUUCUGUGUUCCUGGAACUGUGGGCUGGGUCGUGAGUGGCUGCUGGGCUAUUCAUUCAUCCUCUGUACAAACAAUUGUGUGUUACUAGGCUGGCUAUAGUUAAGAUAGAAUGUCAGGCUGCUCGCUACAGUUUCUUUAGAAGUGUGUGCAGGGUGGGGGAAUCCAUUGUGUAAACAGGACUUUAACGUAGUAGCAAUUAACUGUGUGUGCGUGUCACCCUUUGGAUUAACGUGUUGUGCUAGUUCGAUUGAAUACUUCUACUAUUUACAUUUGUGGCUAUUCUGCCCUUGUUUUCACAAUAGUGUGAUCUUUUGUGGGUGCGUGUGAUGUGAUUUUGUGCACGAGUGUGAAUCGCUAGUAAUAGGCCUACCUGCGUUAGAGUAACUGUGACUAUAUGAUUUCUCUCCCCUCUAGAGGGCGCCAGAUCCUCCACACUGGUUUAAAGCAGUAUUGUGUAGCUGCUUGCACUUAACUAGCUGCUAUCCCUAGAUUUUCCACACUGGUUUGAAGCAGUAGCGUUUAGUCACUUGCACCUAGCUAGCUGCUAUCCCUAGAUCUUUCAUACUGGUUGGAAGUAGUUAACUGGCUACUAGCCCUAGAUCUUCCACACUGGUUUUAAACAGUAUUUUGUAGCUGCUGACAUUUAACUAGCUGCCAUCCCUAGAUCUCCCACACUGGUUUGAAGUAGUUAACUAGCUACUUUCUCUAGAUCUUCCACACUGGUUUGAAGCAUCAGGACCUAGUGACUUAUACAUAUAUGUAUUGUGUGUGUUUUUAUAUGCCUUUUUUUUAAUGUUGUAAUAAAACUGAGUUUUAUAUAU
This is a messenger RNA of Alosa sapidissima (American shad), 3474 nucleotides long. RefSeq lists its product as uncharacterized. The coding region runs from base 833 to 1756 and encodes 307 amino acids. The record is from RefSeq and is a predicted model, not a curated record. NCBI's taxonomy places the organism in Eukaryota, Metazoa, Chordata, Actinopteri, Clupeiformes, Clupeidae. Gene Ontology annotation, molecular function: nucleic acid binding; zinc ion binding. The transcript is spliced from 2 exons.